CGGAACGCGACCGUGUCCAGUUGUGACCGAGACCCUUCGCCACUCCUCUCCCUAACCUGGGCCGACCCAAAGGGCCAGCAGCCCAGCAGCCUCUUCUCCGCCGCCACCUCGCCGGCCGCCGCACCCGAGAAGGAAGGAGGGAGCUCGCCGACGCUGAGGAGUAGCAGGAGGAGAAGAUGGUGAGCUCUUCGUCGCCGGUGGUGAACGUGUACCCGCUCGCCAACUACACGUUCGGCACCAAGGAGCCCAAGAUGGAGAAGGACACCUCCGUCGCCGACCGCCUUGCCCGCAUGAAGGUCAACUACAUGAAAGAAGGAAUGCGCACAAGUGUCGAAGCAAUCCUUUUGGUGCAAGAGCACAACCACCCCCACAUACUGCUCCUGCAAAUUGGAAAUACAUUUUGCAAGCUUCCUGGUGGCCGGUUGAAGCCUGGAGAAAAUGAAAUUGAGGGUCUGAAGAGAAAGUUGUGCAGCAAACUUGCAGUGAACUCGCCUUCCUUUCCGCCUAACUGGCAGGUUGGAGAGUGUGUUGCUGUGUGGUGGAGGCCGAACUUUGAGACUGUGAUGUAUCCUUACUGCCCUCCACAUAUCACCAAGCCUAAGGAGUGCAAGAAGCUUUUCAUUGUUCACCUAUCUGAAAGAGAAUAUUUUGCUGUCCCAAGGAACUUGAAGCUGCUUGCUGUUCCACUGUUUGAACUCUAUGAUAAUGUUCAGCGAUACGGGCCUGUCAUCUCCACCAUCCCGCAGCAGCUUUCUAGGUUCCAGUUCAACAUGGUUAGCUCGUGAGGAUGAUGAGACAGGAAGAUUAGUGUGGCCAAGGCUCUUCUGUGGACUUAGGUUUGGAUGGAUCUUUGACGUGCUGAACCAGCUGAUCAACCUAGCAAGACUGAUUUUAUUUCAUCAUCCGGAUUUUAUGAAUUAUGCAUAUUAGACUGUAUCUAGACUUGCAUUUCGACUGUAUUUUGUUGGAUCAUUGUGUUGUUGCAGCACAAGCUGGUGCAUGAUGUAUUUUAGAUGAUUGUUUAUUGCUCUGCCGUGCUAAUUGUUCCAUGUACAUGUACGUCUGGAUGCUUCUGCCAUUUCGGGGUAUGUUGUAACUCCAGUUCUUCAGGCAGCCAUUUUUUUUUUCUAGAAGAACUGCAGUGUUUUUGGCAGGGAGCACCCCUUGUGAACUGUAAACAUGCAUAUUAGAGAGAGAGAGAGAGAGUACACAUGGAUGAAUGUCUUGAAAUACCUAGCGUUUUAAUCGCAUUAUCAUAUUAAGUA
This is a messenger RNA of Phragmites australis (common reed), 1265 nucleotides long. Its product is annotated as pre-mRNA cleavage factor Im 25 kDa subunit 2. Gene Ontology annotation, cellular component: mRNA cleavage factor complex. The record is from RefSeq and is a predicted model, not a curated record. Gene Ontology annotation, molecular function: mRNA binding. The transcript has 7 exons. The coding region runs from base 177 to 785 and encodes 202 amino acids. Lineage: Eukaryota; Viridiplantae; Streptophyta; Magnoliopsida; Poales; Poaceae.